AUGCGGCCAGAAUUUUGUGGAUUUUUGUCAGAGCUAGGUGAAGGCAUUGAAGUCGGACUCCACGACUCAUGGACCGGUCAUUGGUCAACAGCUUUCAGCAGUGAACGAAAACCUUUGGAAGAAUCGGACGCCGUCGAUCAUUACAUAAUCGAUGGUGUAACACAUUCCCUAUGGUGGGCAGGUUCAGGAUAUGAAUUAGCAUUUGUUCUUCCUACCGAACGCAGCUUACGAGUGUUCAAACAGGAUCUUGCAUCACCGGCAACUAGUUCCAGACGCGGCUCCAGCAAGACACCGUCAGCGUUAUCUGUCUCAUCUGACGAAGCUAAAGCUGAUUCGACAUCACACUCUGAGGUGUUCCUUGAUGCUGGACGCAAAAGAGGCACCGGCUCAACGACAGGAAGUGAACGCGAUGGUCUGUUGUCCUAUGGUGGAGGUGGUUCGAGCAUGGGCAACGCGCCGCCGUCAAGAAGAAGCGCGGAUCUGCGAGUAAUGAUCGUGUGGUUGGAAAGGGCCGAGGACAUGUUGCAUUUCCCUGUUGGUGAGUACCGACCGUUUUUGUUUGGUUUUAUGACUAAUUUUAUUGAUUUCAAUUUUUGAGA
Messenger RNA from Cylicostephanus goldi, 599 nucleotides. NCBI's taxonomy places the organism in Eukaryota, Metazoa, Nematoda, Chromadorea, Rhabditida, Strongylidae. The record is from the annotation of a GenBank genome assembly.